This is a messenger RNA of Cuscuta campestris, 1446 nucleotides long. Lineage: Eukaryota; Viridiplantae; Streptophyta; Magnoliopsida; Solanales; Convolvulaceae. The record is from the annotation of a GenBank genome assembly.
CAUCAAUACCCGCUAGCUCGAUCACAUUUCGCGGACUCUUUUCCCAGUUUCACGCUAUUGGGAUGAGGGUUUUUGUUGGGAAGUGUGGGUCUCAUGAAUCUUCGCGCACAAGUUAAAUCUUGAUUUGUGCAAGGGGUUGGAUUUUGAGCUUGCAUUCUUCGGACCGGCGAUUCUCUACUAUUCUUGUGGUACCGGAGUCUGUAUUCCCUCUUCUUCUUCUUCUUCUUGUUCAUGUUCAUAUUUUAGUUUGGAUUGAUCUAUUGUGUUUCGAAACAAAAUCUGGGGAAAACGGAGAUACAUAAGACCCAUAAGUUUUGAGUGUUCGAGAUUUAAAAAGAGGGCUCCCUUUCAAAUGGGGAAACCUCUGUUUUAUGAGAUAGUGGAGAAGCCAGCUACAAGUUGUGUCAUAGCCAUAUGCAGUGCAAUUUGGUUUUAUAUACAGAAGAAAAACAUUGGGUAUUCUCAUGUGGGAUUGAGCUACGAGACGGCAUUGGAAGGCCAUCACUGGAGGAUAAUAACGUCUGCCUUCUCCCACAUUAGUGUGAUUCAUCUUGUUUUCAACAUGAGUGCCCUUUGGAGCUUGGGUGUCAUUGAGAAGUUAGGGCACUUAGGUCUUGGGAUUCAGUAUUACCUGCAUUAUACUCUGGUCUUGGUCAUUUUGUCAGGUCUACUAGUCUUGGGAAUGUAUCAUGUUCUUAUACAGAGGUUCAAGGUUGAUUAUUUUCGCAGAGUUACUGCUGUGGGGUAUUCAUGUGUGGUCUUUGGGUGGAUGACAAUACUGUCUGUUAAGCAGCCUUCGUCAAAAUUGGAUCUUUUUGGGUUUCUUUCACUUCCAAUAAGUUUCGCACCAUUUGAGUCACUCAUAUUGACCUCAAUCAUUGUUCCCCAAGCCAGUUUCCUCGGGCACUUGUCAGGAAUUGUGGUGGGUUAUUCUAUUUCCUGGGGGUUGGUCCACGGGAUGAACAAUUACUGGGCUAUAUCAAUGCUGGGGUGGAUAAUGGUUGUGUUUGCUUUCAGUUUGAAGAAAUCUGGGACACUUGAUUUCAACUUUCUUGAGGUUGAGACUGUGACUGAUUCUUCAUUACCUCCUCUGCGCUUCCUUGCUGCUGGGAGUGGAAGAACUUUACAAAUGGCUGCAUUACCAGAUGCAGGUCCCAACCUUGUAUAGCAGCUGGUUUUUUCCCCUGGUCCUGAACUCCAUUGUUCUUAAAUGAUGUAAGCACGUUUUGGAUGUCAUGUAUGUUGAAAGGUUUGCAUUUUGAAGUAUGUUUAUUCUCAUAUCAUCAAGCAUUUAGUAACCAUUUUGUUCUCUAGGAAUUUAAGCACCUCAGGUAUGAACACUUCUAGCACUCAGUGUAACUUAAUGAACCAUUAUUUGCUAUGUCGUGUUGUGCUUUAGGUGACCGAAUGACUUGUCUUCUGUGUUUAUAAAGGUUACUUUUUUAA